Fopius arisanus is the source of this 785-nucleotide messenger RNA. RefSeq names its product Thioredoxin 2 (gene Trx2). Gene Ontology annotation, cellular component: cytosol. Lineage: Eukaryota; Metazoa; Arthropoda; Insecta; Hymenoptera; Braconidae. The transcript has 3 exons. The record is from RefSeq and is a predicted model, not a curated record. Bases 128 to 448 code for a protein of 106 amino acids. Gene Ontology annotation, molecular function: protein-disulfide reductase activity.
CGUCUGCAUUCGACGCCUCGAACCGGCGACGGGCGACUUUUACUCCAGUUUGUCCCCAGCUGUUGACUUGUAUUGACGUGCAAUUAUCUGUUCUAAUUUCUCAGAUUUUCCAUUGAUAAUCUUCAAAAUGGUCGUCAUCAUCAAGGAUACAGAAGAUCUGAAGACGAGGCUGGCGGAAGCUGGUGACAAACUUGUCAUCAUCGACUUCUUCGCGACUUGGUGUGGCCCAUGCAAAGUUAUUGCCCCUCAAUUCGAGGAACUCUCCAACGAGUUCACAGAUAUUGUUUUCCUCAAGGUCGACAUCGACGAGAACGAGGAAAUUUCCACUGAAUACGAGAUAACCAGCAUGCCUACGUUUGUCUUCAUCAAGAGUGGAAAAAUCGUCCACCAAUUCUCUGGUGCGAGCAUUCAAAAAAUCAAGGACGGCAUCGAGCAGCACAAGAAUUAAGACAAGCUUGCAGCUACAAACAACUUCUGCCUUAUAAUUAUUAUAAUUUAACCGAAAAAAAAUGAAUGUAAUUAGCGAAAAAAAUUGGAAAACUUUAACAGAAUGAUGCAUUGAUAUUGCCACGUUUUUGUACAUAUUUUAUUGUGUACUCUUUUCGGACACCGAAUUUGCUAGCCUAUUUUCAUUCUAGAAGACUGUGAGCAUGAGUUUGAACAUGAAUAAGAAAUAGCAAAUAAUUAUCGCUGCGUUGUUUCCACUCAUUUUAGUAUCACAAUUUGAUUGAUGUACUUGGCCUCUCGAAAUAUACACGAUGGAAUAAUAAAAUAAGAAAUCAUAA